AUGUUUCUGCUGCAGGACUCCGUGCUGGCGGACGGAAGUGCACCCCCUGCACAAGUCGACCUUGAUGUCGUGAAGUUUGAUGCCGCAGACGACCAAAACGCAAAUAAGUCAUUCAAUCUCUACCCCAUCCUACAGCUCCUACCAAACUCCAACGAACAGGAUGAAGUCUUCACUCUAUCUGGCAACAUGGCAGAGAUUCGUAAUUAUGCCCCGAACGAACAAGUCAAAGCGCUGCCUAACAUCCCAGGCGGACCUCGCUGCUUCCCCAGCUCUGCAGCAGCCACGCUACUACACAUGACUCCCAACACUACACAUCCGACCAUCCUCGUCUGCGGCGGCGGCGGCGGCAGCGGUGACAUCCCAGAUCCUCAAACUCUUGACACCUGCUACAGCAUCAAACACUACGAUGACAAUGCCUAA
Messenger RNA from Fulvia fulva, 420 nucleotides. RefSeq lists its product as uncharacterized. The record is from RefSeq and is a predicted model, not a curated record. The transcript has a single exon. NCBI's taxonomy places the organism in Eukaryota, Fungi, Ascomycota, Dothideomycetes, Mycosphaerellales, Mycosphaerellaceae. Bases 1 to 420 code for a protein of 139 amino acids.